Polistes dominula (European paper wasp) is the source of this 426-nucleotide messenger RNA. Its product is annotated as odorant receptor 13a. Gene Ontology annotation, molecular function: olfactory receptor activity; odorant binding. Gene Ontology annotation, biological process: sensory perception of smell; detection of chemical stimulus involved in sensory perception of smell. Gene Ontology annotation, cellular component: plasma membrane. The record is from RefSeq and is a predicted model, not a curated record. Lineage: Eukaryota; Metazoa; Arthropoda; Insecta; Hymenoptera; Vespidae.
UGAUGGAAUCCUUUUAUUCCACGUCUUUCUUUCUACAGGCAGGACUUAAUAUGAUCGCGAUGAGUCUUACGAGUUUACAAGCAUUUACGUAUAUGGACGAAAUGGCUAAGUUUCUUCAACAAAUGGUAUUUUCUUAUGCACAAUUACUUCAUUUAUUUUUUGAAUGUAUAAGUGCUCAACGUCUUAUAGAUCAUAGUAAUCGAAUGCAUGAACAUUUAAUAAAUGUGCAAUGGUAUCAAACAUCUAUUAGAACAAGAAAAAUAAUAAAUAUUAUGUUAAUUAGAUCAAGAUUACCUUGCACGUUAACUGCUGCAAAUAUGUUUGUCAUAUCUAUGGAAACUUUUAGCUCGAUUGUCCGUACAUCCAUGUCGUAUUUCACUGUUCUGCGUACUGCUCAAUAAAAUUUUACAAAAUUUGUGAAAAAUG